UAGGUGAUGGAGGUGGAAGAAGGGUUGGGGGGUGGUCGGCUAUGGUGGACGGGUGUGGGUGAUGGAAGAGGGGGAAGGGUUGGAGGUGGUCGGCUAUGGUGGACGGGUGCGGGUGAUGGAGGAGGAAGAAGGGUUGGCGGUGGUUGGCUAUGGCGGACCGGUGUGGGUGAUGGGGGAGGAUGAAGGGUUGGAGGUGGUUGGCUAUGGUGGACGAGUGUGGGUGACGGAGGAGGAAGAAGGGUUGGAGGUGGAUGGCUAUGGUGGAGGGGUGUGGGUGAUGGAGGAGGAAGGAGGGUUGGAGGUGGUCGGCUAUGGUGGACGGGCAUGGGUGAUGGAGGAGGAUGAAGGGUUGGAGGUGGUCGGCUAUGGUGGACGGGCGUGGGUGAUGGAGGAGGAUGAAGGGUUGGAGGUGGUGGGCUAUGGUGGACGGGCGUGGGUGAUGGAGGAGGAUGAAGGGUUGGAGGUGGUUGGCUGGUGGACGGGUGCGGUUGAUGGAGGAGGAAGGAGGGUUGGAGGUGGUCAACUAUGGCGGACGGGUGAGGAAGGAGGUUUGGAGGUGGUCGGCUAUGGUGGACGGGCGUGGGUGAUGGAGGAGGAUGAAGGGUUGGAGGUGGUCGGUUAUGGUGGACGGGCGUGGGUGAUGGAGGAGGAUGAAGGGUUGGAGGUGGUUGGCUAUGGUGGACGGGUGCGGGUGAUGGAGGAGGAAGGAGGGUUGGAGGUGGUCGGCUAUGGCAGACGGGUGUGGGUGAUGGAGGAGGAUGAAGGGUUGGAGGUGGUUGGCUAUGGUGGACGGGUGUGGGUGAUGGAGGAGGAAGAAGGGUUGGAGGUGGUUGGCUAUGGUGGACGGGUGUGGGUGAUGGUGGAAGAAGGGUUGGAGCCGGUGGGCUAUGGUGGACGAGUGUGGGUGAUGGAGGAAGAAGGAGGGUUGGAGGUGGUUAGCUAUGGUGGACGGGUGCGAGUGAUGGAGGAGGGAGAAGGGUUGGUGUGGUUCGGUUAUGGUGGACGGGUGUGAGUGAUGGAGGAGGGAGAAGGGUUGGGGUGGUCCGGCUAUGGUGGACGGGUGUGAGUGAUGGAGGAGGGAAAAGGGUUGGGUUGGUCCGGCUAUG
Molecule: messenger RNA, 1106 nt
Organism: Chara braunii
Lineage: Eukaryota; Viridiplantae; Streptophyta; Charophyceae; Charales; Characeae
Source: the annotation of a GenBank genome assembly